AUGGAUUUAAAUUUCCAAAGCUUUAGAAGUAUUUGUGAUUUUAAUCAAACAUCUGGAAUGAGUUAUGGAACAACCAAGGAUGCCAAGAAGGAUUUACAAAACGAUAUCGAAACAUUUAAACUCAGAAAAAUUGAUCAAUUCAGUGACUCAACCUGCUAUAUGAAUGUAAAAUGGUUCGAUGAGAGAGGUGUAAAUAUGAUAUCAUGUUUGGAUAAGGAAAAACAUAGUUUUUCACUGUAUGACGUAGAAACAGUCUCAAGAGCAAAUGAUCCAACCACAAGGAAGAGACGGGACGAAAUCUAUCCUCUCUUCCAAUAUCAUAUCAAUGAGAACACAAGUUUGUUACACCCAACUAAUAGACUCUUGUUUUCAGUACAUAGAGGAGAUAGUACAAACAGGAGAGGAAUAUUGAGCUCCCCUUCUUUUGAAAGAGAUGACAAUGAAUAUCAAGAGAGAUUAUUUGUAAUGAGUAGAUCGUCUCUACUUGUGAAUUCAAAUUCUACCAAAAAUAAUUCAAUCCUCCAGGAAUUCCUCUUGCCAGCCAAUGAAAUGGUAAAAGGUUUCCUUAGUGGCUUUAUGUACAGAGAGGACUCGAUUUCACAAUACAAAUUCAAAGAAGAAGCUACACAAUUCGAGUUGGAAGGUGUUAUUUUGUGGACACAGACUGGUAUUUAUGAACUCCGUCAAAAGUAUGCACCACUCAAAAUAUUUGAGUAUAUUAUUUCUAACAAGCAAAAUGUUGUGAAAGACAGCGCUCAAGUCGAUCAAUUUGGGCAAACUUUUGAGAUGGACAUUCUUAAAUUAUAUGAGCAAUAUGCAGACGAGAAAUUCGAGAGUGGAGACAUUGAUUUUGCAUUUACACUGUACAACCUUUCGAAUGUAAACGAGGUAAAAUAUGUACAAAGACUUUCUCAAGCAAAAAGAUCAGAAGAGGCAUUUAAUUACUUGUUAUCAGUUUUAGAAAAUUCAGGAAGUAUAUCCCUAUCAAAACGCAAGCAGCUGUCCAAUCUUCUUUUUGAUUGUUUUAUGCAAAAGCUAAUCUCAUCAAAAGAAUGUGAUGUUGAGCUUUGCAAACAAUUCAAAAAUUUUUUACUGGCCAAUACUGAUAUUAAUCCACAAGUUGUCAUUUCUCAAUUAGUGCAAUAUUGUUGUUGUGAUGAGUUUAAAUCACAGGAGCAAACAAUAAUUAAUAUGGAAUUAGUUCUUGAGAUUGCCCACAAGCACAAUCUUGUAAAGUAUACUUUGCAAUUUUUGGUUUCUAGAGGAUAUAUCAAUAUUUUGACUGAGGAGGGUGGUAUUAGAUUUUUACAUGAUAACGAAUAUGCCUACACCACUCAAUCUGUUGGAUACGGCGUAUUGUUACAACAUUGUUCAACCAAUACCAAACUCAAAUUUUUGUUGGAUUAUCUAGAGACAAUGAGAGCAACCAGGGCUAGGGUUUUCUCCUCUUCUGAGGAGGAAGAAAACGAGGCAGAAAAGGACGAAUAUUUUGGAGCAAUGAAUUUUGGAAAAAAGCCAACCAACACACAAAAAGAAUCUCCUAUCAAACAACAACUCUUUUUUGAAGACACUUUUGAAACAAUUCAAUAUAAUUCCAAGCUCUUUGGAUUGAUUCUAUGCUUGUUACCGAGAGUGGAUGAUCUUUGCUUACUGUUGAAUGUAUGCACCAAGUUUAAUCCAGAGGAAAACUCUUUCAUCACCAAGGAAACAAGACAAACUUCUUCUGCACUAAUGAAAGAUCCAUCCUACACAAGAUAUUUCCAUUACCCUUAUAUUCACUUGGAGCAACACUUGGAAAUUUUUAUAGUGGCAAUGUUGUGUCUUGUUAAUUUGAAGAAGAAAUUGGCAUUCAAUCUCCCAGAUUCUACUAAUUCUCUCAAUAUUUCGUCUAACAAUCUUUAUACCCAUACACAAGAAAAGUUGGAACAAUGUAUCAAGUGCUAUAACAUGUACAGAAAGCAAUUCGUUGUAUCAUACUGCUUGAAAUUACAUAACAAGUCAGUGCUUGCACUUAUCUAUGAGAAGGACGAAAUGUGGAUCGAUGCACUUUGUUGUAAAUUAGUACAACUGAAAGAAAACUUUAAGAUUGUACUGCAGGAGCCUACAAUGAUGGAAAAUUUACUCAAACAAUUCUACACCAUAUUUGAUCGCUAUCUCACCAACAAAUCAAAUGAACUGGAUGAAGAAACCAAACUAAAAAUGUUGGAAAAGCUUUUCAACUUCUACUGUAGUCUUUCACUACCGGUUUCAAAACUCGAAGAUCAUUGUCUGAGGAAUAUACACAUUAUUGGAGAUACUUUAUCCCUUCUCUUACUGCUCCCAUCUCAAAAUAAUGCAAGUGGAAGUAUACUCAAAAAGAAUCUCAAAUUUUCUCAUCAAUUCUAUCUUAAGAUUACUCAAAGCUAUGUUAGAAAUGUCAAGAGGCACGAGAAGGAAGAGGAAAAGGCCUCCAAAAAUCUUCUCCAACAAAUAUUUAGAAAUAUGGAAAAGGACUUGUACAAGAGAAAUUACAUAUCAAUCACUCAAUCUGAAAUAUCAAGACUUCACCAACAAGAUGAGAAAUUGGUAGUGUUCACUUGUGGCGAUCAUUAUACUAGAACUAAUUUUACAAACAAUAUUAUUCCAGAAUUCAAGAACCGAACAAGUCAACUAAUUUCUGUAAUGAGCUCUGAUCUCAACAAGAAGGUUUUCAACUUGGCAACGGAUUACAUUUUGAAAGAUUACCAAAACUUACUCGAAGAAAGGUGCAUGCACACCAACCAAGCUUGUCCAAUUUGUGUCUUUAACUUUUUCUUAAAAAAUGAAAAAGCCAAAGUGCAAAAAUUGAAACCACAAGCAACCAGAAUGUUCCAUCACCAACAAAUACUUCCCAACAAUAGUAAUCCUUCUAAUUUAAGUGAAGGCACACUCCAGUAUAUUUCAAAUAUUGAGAAAAUUACUUCUUGGACCUUAUAAUAAACUGGCAACUUUC
Naegleria gruberi is the source of this 2971-nucleotide messenger RNA. RefSeq lists its product as uncharacterized. The coding region runs from base 1 to 2955 and encodes 984 amino acids. Lineage: Eukaryota; Heterolobosea; Eutetramitea; Acrasida; Naegleriidae. The record is from RefSeq and is a predicted model, not a curated record. The transcript has a single exon.